AUGAAUGGGGCUAGUAUUGUAGGCACUGGUGCUCCUGCUGCUGGGGACACAAUCUCUUCUGCUGGUGAAGGUCGAAUGUCCAUUUCGAUCGAUUUCGGCACUACGUUUAGUGGUGUAGCAUAUGGCUCAUCACGUAUUGCGGGUGGUAACGUUCAACAAAUCCUCACUUGGCCAGGGGCAAGAGAGAAUUUCCGAAAAAUUCCCACAUGCUUGUUGUACGACGAUGCUGGACGUGUAUUGGCGUGGGGUUUGGAAGCGAAGAAUGCGAGUCCUAUGCCGGGAACGGUCAGAUGUGAAUGGUUCAAGCUGUCCCUGGAGCCUAGCGCGUUGAGGGGCGAUAUUGUAGAUCCGAGAUUACCCAAGUUGCCUUUGGGAAAGAAAGCUGUGGAUUUGAUUGUUGAUUUUUUGACAUGUCUUUGGGAUUAUGCUCGCGAACGAAUUACUCAGGAAAUUGGUAUCGUUGCAGAUUUGAAUGCUGCUGAUGUUUGGCUUACUCUCCCUGCGGCUUGGGAUGCGAAAGGUUGUCAAAUGAUGCGUGAGGCUGCAAUCCAAGCUGGUCUUGUUGGUACCGCCUUUGCAGGCGACCGUGACUGGAGAGAUCGUCUCCAUAUUAUUACUGAGCCAGAGGCAGCGGCCGUACACUGCGCCCACCUUACAGACCUCCAUCAACUUCGCCCCAGUCAAAACUUCAUGAUUUGCGACGCUGGAGGAGGUACCGUCGACCUUGCAGUCUACAAAAUCAUCGGUUCGCUCCAAGACCUUGAAAUCGCCGAAGUAUGCGCCCGUUCGGGGUCGAAUUGUGGUUCGCUAUUCCUCGACUUGAGAUUUAUGGAAUUAGUGAGGAUAUUACUGGAGGAUCAUCCUGUCCACUUGGAGCCGGCGAGUCUAGCACAUUUUAUGCAUGCGUUCAGUGAGACGGAAAAGCUUGGGUAUCUUGGAAAAAGCGACGAUGGGAAUAUGUUCCGUUUUACUUGUUUUAACGUUGAGGAUUCUGAUGAUCCUUCUGUUGGUUUGAUCAACGGCGAACUGACUAUUCCGGGUAACAUGCUCCGAGGAGAGGUAUUCAAUCCAGUGAUUGAGCAAGUAUUGGACUUGAUCGAGGAACAAAUUUGCCGUGCCAAUCAGAGGGUUGAUGCCCUGCUUCUGGUCGGUGGUUUCUCAGGAAGUGAAUAUCUUCGUAAGCGAGUGGAGGAGACUUUCGGUUCUCGUAUCGAAGUCAUUGCCCGUCCCUCCGACGCUGACACUGCGACCUGUCGUGGUGCGGCCCAAUACGGCCUCGCUCAUCGUCAACUCGUCUCUUCUUUCAUCGCCCCUAAAUCAUACAUUAUGCGGGUCAAACUACCCGCAGAUCUAGAAGAUUGGCAGAGACGACCGGCGUAUAUCACUAGAAAUGAUGCGGGCGUUCAUAUUUGCGAAAAUAGACUCCAGUACCUUGUCAGUAAAGGUGCGAUUUUGAGGAAGGGUCAGAGGAUUCGAACCAAGUUCUGCAAGUUCUCAUCUUCAUCUCAAGGCGAUAUAGAUCGUAUGUUCGUUGCGAUGCUCUACGCAUCCGAUUCGGAUGAAACCAUGCGAUAUACCGACGAAGGCGGGAUGUAUGAGUUGUGCAAGUGGACUGUGGACCUCAGUAUACUACCCAGUUUCCAACAUCAUGCAAAUGUUCCUCACCCGGGUGGUUUCUACACUCAUUUCGAAGUUGGCUUGGAACUGGACUCGGCCGAAGCAAGGGGUGUUUUGUUAGAUAACGGUUAUGAGUGUGGCAGGGUUGCGUUUGAUUUCUUGGUUUGA
Cantharellus anzutake is the source of this 1785-nucleotide messenger RNA. Its product is annotated as actin-like ATPase domain-containing protein. Bases 1 to 1785 code for a protein of 594 amino acids. Lineage: Eukaryota; Fungi; Basidiomycota; Agaricomycetes; Cantharellales; Hydnaceae. The record is from RefSeq and is a predicted model, not a curated record. The transcript is spliced from 11 exons.